CUCGUCCCUGCCUAACCGACUCUGUACAAGAGCUUCACGAAACACUCACGCCUUUUCUGAACCACCCAGUAUUCCCAGACCCCGCAACUUCGCUCACGACCUUGGACGGUGUAAGACAUCCGUCACUAUGUCUAACUGGCAGCCCAGCGCGUCUCCCAAUGGCUAUCAACCCGUCUAUGGAGCGCCAGAUCCUGGACCCGCCCCAUACUACGCGCAGACGUCCUACGCGCCCCCACCACCCCCGCAACCAGGGUAUGGCGGUGAUUCCAAGUCGCCGUACGCGGGCGAGCGGUUCAAGCCCAAGAAGAGGAUCAACGACCCCAUAUUCCUCAUCCUAUUUAUCGCGCAGUUGGUCGGCUUCGCGAUCAUAUCCGCCAUAACGAUAUCCAAAUUCGGCGGGGACGCUGGCGGACUGGGCGGAGGCGCGGGCUCCGGGAACACUGGGAACAAGGUCACGCUCAACUACCAUACCGUGAUUCUAUUGCUCUUCGUGACGGGCGCGGGCCUCGUGCUCUCGGCGUUCUACCUCAUGCUUACGCGCGCGUUUACGAAAAUUAUUAUGCAUAUCACGCUAGUGCUCUCUAUUCUCCUGAACAUCGGAAUUGCCGUAUACUAUUGGAUCACGAAGUAUUGGUCUGGAGCUAUCGUUUUCACAGUAAUUGCUCUCGUCUCUGUGCUCGCAUACUGGGGAUACCGUUCGCGCAUUCCCCUCGCCUCUCUGCUCCUUCAAGUUGUUAUGGAUGUUGCCAAACAUCACCCAAGCGUCUACGUUGUUGCGUUCAUUGCGCUCAUCUUGCAAGCCGCUCUUAGCGUGUGGUACACAUUCACCGCCAUCGCUACCUAUGUGAGGUACACGCCUGGUAGCCCGACCUGUGAAGUCGGAGAGACCUGCUCCUCCGCGAAGGUCAUUGGGUUCAUCAUUUUCGAGACGUUCUCGUUCCUGUGGACCUCCCAGGUCAUCGGAAACGUCGCGCUCGCUACGCUUGCUGGCGGUCCCUUCGGCAGCUGGUACUACUUCGGCCCCCGCGAACAAGGCAUGAUGCCUGCGCACCCGACGCUGUCCGCGUUCGUCCGGGCCUCGACACUCUCGCUAGGUUCCAUCGCCUUCGGUUCUCUGAUCGUCACACUCCUCGAGCUUGUCAAGAUGCUGCUGAACAUGGCGCGCAACAGCGCCGACGCUGAUGGUCACCCGGUCGAGGCGUGCCUAGCGCUCUGCGCGGAAUGCUUCAUUGGGUGCAUCGAGAGCGCAGUAGAGUAUUUCAACAGAUACGCGUACAUCGAGAUUGCGUUGUAUGGAAAGCCGUACAUCAGUGCCGCGAAGGACACCUGGCGCUUGUUCAAGGACCGCGGCAUCGACGCGCUCAUCAACGACUCCCUCGUCGGGAUGACGCUGACUUGGGGUGCCUACGCGAUCGGUCUCCUCUGCUCGCUAUUCGCGUACCUAUAUCUUCGCUACACGCACCCAUCGUACAACGUCGACGGGCAAUACACUGCGCCCGUGCUCGUCUUCGCGUUCCUCAUCGGCCUGCAAUGCUCGCUCACGCUCUCUUCCGCGAUCGAGGCGGGUGUGUCCACUAUCUUCGUGGGCCUGGGAGAGGACCCACAGGUGCUCGCGAUCCGCGCGCCACCUCUGUUCGCGAUGAUUGCGUCGACCUACCCACAGGUGGUCCAGGGUGUGCCGAGGGUGUAGAGGGUUGCUGCGCGUCGGGAGAGGUCAUGGCGUGUUGGUGUAGGUCUAUCUCCGUAGCUGGGGGAAGGUCGCGUUCGACAUGGACUUUAAAUAUAUCUGUCUUGUCUUCUUGCUAUUAAUCGCUAUCGAAUCAAUGGGUU
This is a messenger RNA of Trametes versicolor FP-101664 SS1, 1830 nucleotides long. RefSeq names its product DUF580-domain-containing protein. The record is from RefSeq and is a predicted model, not a curated record. Gene Ontology annotation, biological process: transmembrane transport. The transcript is spliced from 18 exons. Gene Ontology annotation, molecular function: transmembrane transporter activity. Gene Ontology annotation, cellular component: plasma membrane. The coding region runs from base 128 to 1690 and encodes 520 amino acids. Lineage: Eukaryota; Fungi; Basidiomycota; Agaricomycetes; Polyporales; Polyporaceae.